CUUCCCCAGGCUCAUCCCAAGGGAACAAUGGCAUUCACUGGCAAAUACGAGUUCGAGGGCGACGAGAACUACGAUGCCUUUGUGCAGAAGAUUGGUCUCCCCAGUGACAAGAUUGAAAUGGGAAGGAACUGCAAAAUUGUAACUGAGGUGGUGCAGAAUGGGAACGACUUCACCUGGACACAGCACUUCCCGGGAGGCCGCACCACCACCAACAGCUUCACCGUGGGCAAGGAGGCAGACAUGGAGACCAUGGGAGGGAAGAAGUUCAAGGCAACUGUCAAAAUAGAAAAUGGGAAACUUGUAGCUGAGUUCCCCAACUACUGCCACACUGCAGAGAUCUGUGGGGGGAAGCUGGUAGAGAUUUCUACUUCUUCUGGUGUAGUCUACAAAAGGACCAGCAAAAAGAUUGCCUAAGGCAGCAAGGCCAGUCUCUUCCAG
This is a messenger RNA of Pseudopodoces humilis (Tibetan ground-tit), 438 nucleotides long. RefSeq names its product fatty acid binding protein 6 (gene FABP6). NCBI's taxonomy places the organism in Eukaryota, Metazoa, Chordata, Aves, Passeriformes, Paridae. Gene Ontology annotation, molecular function: lipid binding. The record is from RefSeq and is a predicted model, not a curated record.